AUGCGGCUUCUGCGCAUGUGUGAAACUGCGGGGGGAAUAAUCCAGGAAGUGGACGCGGAUGUUUUCCCCAGGAUGAUGAAAACAUCUCCGCUUUUCUCAGUUUCUCUGGAUUUAAACAACGUCUACUGAAUUUCACUGCACCUGUAACUCAGCUCCUAUGGAACAACUAUGAAGGCAGCUCGCAGCAACAUGUUGGGAGCAGCAGGUUCCAACAGUAAAGUGAAGUAUUCCCGUGUGGCUGCUGAUGACGACGGAUAUAUAGACUUACAGUUUAAGAAAAGUCCACCAAAGGUUCCGUACAAGGCCAUUGCUCUGGCACUGUUCCUGUUUCUCAUCGGCUCCUUGCUCAUCGUCUUCGGGGCUCUUCUGCUGUCAGGAACCAUUCAAGUGGAGCAUCCGGACCGUACCAUUCCCGUCAUCAUCAUCGGGUUGCUCGUCUUCCUCCCCGGGUUCUACCACCUGAGAAUCGCCUACUACGCUGCCAAAGGUUUCCGUGGUUACUCGUACGACGACAUCCCCGACUUUGGUGACUGAUGUGAGCGCUGGCUGCUGAUUGGUGGAGACGCCGCUGCCGUGACGUCACGUCUGUGAAUGUUUGUAGCAAAAGAGAAAAAAAAAAAAAAAAACGUCGCCUCCUGUUGAUCCACAGGUGAACUACACGCAUGAGCCUGCAUUUUAUAUAGCUCACGUGUGCUGAGUCGUAGCUCACGUGUGUCGUAGCUCACGUGAGCUACGACACACGUGUGCUGAGUCAUCCUCCACGCUAAAGCUUAGUUUACAGUCGAACCGUGGCCCCCUGCUGGAUCACGGCGGUGUUGCAGGUUGGUCUCAGAUAAUAGAAAUUCUUUGUUCGUUAAAUAUGAUUGAAGUCAUAUAUAUCAUGUGAGUGAUAUAUAUUUAGAUAAAUAAAAUGAUAAUAAUAUCAUUUAUAUUGAGAUUAUGAUUAUAAGGGCUGAAGAUUUCAUUAUGAUUCUUCUGGCAGUUAUUGCCAUUUGAAUUGCAGUUAAACUUCAAUAUUCACCAUAAAAGAGUGAAAAGUGAAAAUAUUAGUAUAAUAAUAUCUGCUUCACGUGAACAAUAAGAAAUGAAACGAUAAGAUUUUGUAAAUAACCUUCAUGUGAUGUCGAGCUGAUGAAAGUGAUUCAUUGUUCAGUCCUAACGAUGAUUGAUGAUUAAUCACAGAUUUAAAUGUUAUCACUGCUGCUUUUCCUGAAUUCACGCUUAUUGUUUUAAUUCACUUUGAUUCAAUAUCGAUUCUGUUGGACAUGUUUUUCUUGGUGAUGAAGGAGAGACUCACACAAACUUUAAAUCUCUGGAACCCAAACUCUGAUGUUUACAUUCAAACUUGACCCCGAAGUCGUUACGUCGAUGCACUUUGUUAUUUAAUAUGACCUCACAGUACAGUUGUAAAGCAGAGUAAUGUGCUGUCCAGCAGAGGGCGCUGUUGUCCUCAACAGAUGUUUCUUUAUGUUGCUUUAAAGUGAAAAUGGAGGAAACGAACAAACUAAACAAAACACGGUCAAAGUGGCGACGCACGGAACGUGAACUCGGCUGCCGACGGAAGUCACGCGAGACUGUCGCGUUCAAACCUCGUGACUUUGAGAUCUCUCACCAGGAAACAGGAAGUGACACAUUAACGUUUUUUUUUAAAUACAAUUAAAAAAAGAUUUAUGAAUAGAUGUUAGGAUUGUACAAAUACAUCAGUAUAAUAUCUAAAAACCUUCACAAACCUGGAAUAAAGAGGUGAAACCGAUGCCUUUAAUUUACUGCUGUUACAAACUGCACUGGUUUACAGUAAAGAUUCUAAAAUCACUGAAGGGUUAUAUUUGCAGUUUUAUCCAAAGAUUGUUAUGUUGUCAAAGAACAAUAUAUAAUAUGUAUAUAUAUAUAUAUAUAUAUAUAUAUAUGUACAUAUAUAUAUAUAAAGGGUUAGGGUUAUAUAUGUAUAUUUUCUGUAUUAAAUGUAUUUCUUGCUGUAUGAAGUUUCUGUUUCUGUGUAUUUUUUUCUUCCCAUUUUUAAAAUUUUAACACGUUUGUUUACGUCAUUUUCUUGAAUAAAAAACAGUUGAAAUUG
Solea solea (common sole) is the source of this 2074-nucleotide messenger RNA. Its product is annotated as transmembrane protein 230-like. Gene Ontology annotation, cellular component: endomembrane system; synaptic vesicle. Gene Ontology annotation, biological process: synaptic vesicle transport. NCBI's taxonomy places the organism in Eukaryota, Metazoa, Chordata, Actinopteri, Pleuronectiformes, Soleidae. The transcript is spliced from 4 exons. Bases 169 to 534 code for a protein of 121 amino acids. The record is from RefSeq and is a predicted model, not a curated record.